AUGGGGCUCAUCUCCGUAAUCCGAGGUCCUCUUCCCGAGCUGAUCAGCAACGCUGAUUCCAUCCGAGACCUGAUUUCCCUCUUGCUCGGGAACCUCAUGUCGUCACAGGUCCCAGGCACUAGAAAUGAAAACAGUGACCUCUGGGUAGAGGAGGACAGCCUGUUCCCGAGGUGUGGGAAGACCGACGCCCACAGGCCGAGUUCUCUGGUCUCCUCGGAGCAGAUUGAGCAGCUGCACCGGAGGUUUAAGCAGCUGAGUGGAGACCAGCCCACCAUCCGCAAGGAGAACUUCAACAAUGUCCCCGACCUGGAGCUCAACCCGAUCCGAUCCAAAAUCAUCCGUGCCUUCUUUGACAACAGGAACCUGCGCAAGGGGCCCAGCGGCCUGGCCGACGAGAUCGACUUCGAGGACUUCCUGACCAUCAUGUCCUACUUCCGGCCCAUCGACACCACGCUGGGCGAGGAGCAGGUGGAGCUGUCUCGGAAAGAGAAGCUGAGAUUUCUGUUCCACAUGUACGACUCGGACAGCGACGGCCGCAUCACCCUGGAAGAAUAUCGAAAUGUGGUGGAGGAGCUGCUCUCCGGAAACCCCCACAUCGAGAAGGAGUCGGCCCGCUCCAUCGCUGACGGGGCCAUGAUGGAGGCGGCCAGCGUGUGCGUGGGGCAGAUGGAACCGGAUCAAGUGUAUGAGGGGAUCACCUUCGAGGACUUCCUGAAGUCGAGAUCUCAGAGGAACCUGCCUGCUUUGGCCCUGGACAUCCUCAAGACGGCGUCUCCACGGCCUUCCUGGGAGCUGCGGGGGCCAAGGAGGCCCAACAGUACUGGAGAGGCUCGGGGCCCAGCCGCACAGCACCAGAUCUGGCAGGGAAUCGACAUCGAGACCAAGAUGCACGUCCGCUUCCUCAACAUGGAGACCAUCGCCCUCUGCCACUGACCCACCGCUGCCUUCCAGAGAAGCCUCGGAGAGAGGGACAGCCUGGCCCGGCCUCCGCUGCGGCUCCUGUAAAUAGUGGACAGGGUUCGUGUCCCCUGUGCCAUCCAGGCUGUGGUAUGUGGGACUUUGCAAUUUUUAUCUCUAAUGACAAUAAAAAAAAAAAGGUUUGUUAAUGA
Ictidomys tridecemlineatus (thirteen-lined ground squirrel) is the source of this 1109-nucleotide messenger RNA. The record is from RefSeq and is a predicted model, not a curated record. Lineage: Eukaryota; Metazoa; Chordata; Mammalia; Rodentia; Sciuridae.